Messenger RNA from Periconia digitata, 1218 nucleotides. NCBI's taxonomy places the organism in Eukaryota, Fungi, Ascomycota, Dothideomycetes, Pleosporales, Periconiaceae. The record is from the annotation of a GenBank genome assembly.
AUGUCUGGAGAAAAAAGGCCUGCUGCCGACUCGUUUGGGUCAACACAGCUUGUCAAGCGCGCAAAAUCAGAUGUCAACCUCAACGGUAAUUCUGCCUUGACGGUCGCAAAUGGGUCCGGUCAGGGCGGCGCGCUCAUACAAACGGGGUCGCGCAUGGGAUCUCUCGAGUCACCCGUGAUGGAAUUGACAGGACAUUCCGGCGAGAUAUUCGCUUCUCGCUUCGAUCCAACAGGCCAGUUCAUUGCGUCUGGAUCUAUGGAUCGCUCAAUAUUACUUUGGCGUGGCAGCGGUACCUGUGAUAACUAUGGUAUUCUCACCGGCCACAAGCAAGCAGUGUUGGAUCUACAUUGGUCGCGAGACUCCAAAGUGCUAUUCUCCGCCUCUGCAGACAUGCAUCUAGCAAGUUGGGACGUGGAAACAGGCGAGAGAAUACGAAAACACCCAGGUCAUGAGGAGGUUAUCAACUGUAUGGACGUGAGCAAACGCGGAGAGGAAAUGCUUGUCAGCGGCUCUGAUGACGGUUACAUUGGUCUUUGGGACACACGGACGAAGGAUGCUGUGUGCUUCAUACCGACCGAGUUCCCCAUCACGGCAAUCGCCCUCUCCGAAGCCGGCAACGAGCUCUUCACGGGUGGCAUUGAUAAUGAUGUCAAAGUUUGGGAUCUUAGAAAGCAAGCAGUCACAUAUGCGCUAAUCGGCCAUGCCGAUACCAUUACCUCCUUGCAGUUGUCUCCGGACAACACCCAACUUCUCUCCAACGCACACGAUUCGACUGUCCGCACGUGGGAUGUUCGACCUUUCGCACCAACAGACCGACACAUUAUGACAUACGAUGGCGCGCCCACCGGGCAGGAGCGUAACCUUCUCAAGGCGAGCUGGGACUCCAAGGGAAACAAAAUCGCAGCAGGCAGUGGAGACGGAAGCGUGGCGAUAUGGGAGGCACGUUCCGGAAAGCUCUUGAACAAAUUGCCCGGUCACAAGGGUGCGGUCAAUGAUGUGCGCUUCAGCCCACAUGAUGAGCAUCUAUGUAAGUUCCACAUCUCCUUGUCAGGUGCAAUGCGCGUGAUCUGUUUCUCUGUUGUUUCUCUGCACAGCUGGAGCACACCAAGGAUCUUGGGAGUCGCAGCGCAAGGGCGGUAUGCGUUGCAUGAGCGGUAUUUGCAGAUGCCGAGCCGCGGGUGCCGAAACCUAAGGUGGUUGAACUGGUCUGAACCUUGA